AUGUGCACCGAUAACGGUUCGGAAGGUGUUCUCGCGUCAGAUAUAGGGAAAGAACACGAGCGGGUCGUUCGCAUGGGCCGUGAACAUGCUGCUGGAGCUGAGAACCUCGACCCCAACAUCUUUGACACGCCGUUCUACUGGGAGUACGUUACGUGCUUGUCCCACCAGCAUCAUACAACUACGGGAAUUAGCCUUGCGAUUUGUGGGAUGUACUUCCUGACUCUGAUGGCCUCCACUUUGGGUGCCGGCGGUGCGGCUGCAGGAAUGACCUUUCUCGCGAUAACCCAGUCGUGCCGUCGAUGUGUCGAGUAUUACUUCCAGAAGGACGAGACUUUGGGAAUUAAGAAGGUCAGCAAAUACGUCAGAAACAGGUGGGGAUCAGGCGCAAACACAAUCAGAGAGGUCUGGAAUCAAAAGACCGAACUGAUUCACGCAGUGCGGCUUUAUAAUACCAGACUGAAGCAGCGAAACAACGCUUGGAACCCGGCUGCUCGCGGCCGCAAGAAUUUCAAAAAGAUAGUUCCUUCAGCCACAGUAACUGAUCACCCGUACUUCUCGGUGCUGCGUGUUGCGCUCUGGAUAACACGAGCACUAAAGUCGCUUCUCGACGUAAUGCAGGAAGCAGCUGUUGAAGCUCGGGUAAACUUCAAAAACUACACUCAAGAGCUUCGCUGUCAUACAUCCAAGUGGUGGGCAGAUCGAUGCAGUGGCUUUUUCGUCAUCGCUUCGCCGGUGCAACGAGUGCUCUUGACGGCUCUUCUGAGUUCUGCUGAGGUCGAUACGUGGAUAAAGGAAGCAGCAAUGCGGCGUCCGAUUGUGACAGUGUUGCGUGACUUAAUGAGUGACGAUGCACAAACACGCCAGUCUGCUGCAAAGGCGCUUGUU
This is a messenger RNA of Amoebophrya sp. A25, 885 nucleotides long. NCBI's taxonomy places the organism in Eukaryota, Dinophyceae, Syndiniales, Amoebophryaceae. The record is from the annotation of a GenBank genome assembly.